Messenger RNA from Rhineura floridana, 2943 nucleotides. RefSeq names its product core histone macro-H2A.1. The coding region runs from base 281 to 1396 and encodes 371 amino acids. Gene Ontology annotation, molecular function: DNA binding; protein heterodimerization activity; structural constituent of chromatin. Gene Ontology annotation, cellular component: nucleosome. The transcript has 9 exons. Gene Ontology annotation, biological process: nucleosome assembly. The record is from RefSeq and is a predicted model, not a curated record. Lineage: Eukaryota; Metazoa; Chordata; Lepidosauria; Squamata; Rhineuridae.
UGGCGGCGGCGGCGGCGAAUGGGGAGGAGGCGUUGAACGCUCCGCCGCGCUCUGGCUGUGCAUACAUGCCCGGGCAGACACUGAAGAGGAGGGGAUGUGACGAGCGCUUCGCUGUGCAUUAUGGGACUUCAUACACCUACUGCCUACUUGUUCCAGUUCACACAGCGACUGAGCAAAGAGGGGAGUGAGAGACACAGGGAGACAUAUUGCUGCUGCCGCCGCUGCUGUCAGUGGAAGCUACACUUUUCCAGCUUGUUGAGCCAGACCAGCAUCAAGGAAAAUGUCCAGCAGGGGUGGGAAGAAAAAAUCAACAAAGACCUCUCGCUCAGCAAAAGCCGGGGUCAUAUUCCCUGUUGGACGAAUGCUGCGUUAUAUUAAGAAAGGUCAUCCAAAGUACAGAAUUGGGGUCGGUGCUCCAGUGUAUAUGGCAGCUGUACUUGAAUAUCUGACUGCGGAAAUUCUUGAAUUGGCUGGAAAUGCAGCUCGGGACAACAAAAAGGGCCGUGUCACACCUAGACAUAUCCUGUUGGCUGUGGCAAAUGAUGAAGAAUUAAAUCAGCUGUUGAAAGGCGUCACCAUAGCCAGCGGUGGUGUAUUACCAAAUAUUCACCCAGAAUUGUUGGCAAAGAAGCGGGGAUCAAAAGGAAAACUGGAAGCAAUCAUCACUCCACCCCCAGCUAAAAAGGCAAAAUCUCCAUCACAGAAGAAAACCACAACAAAGAAAGCAGGUGGCAAAAAAGGAGCAAGGAAGUCUAAGAAACAGGGAGAAGUCAGCAAAUCAGCAAGUGCCGACAGCACAACAGAAGGCACCCCGACAGAUGGUUUCACUGUCCUGUCCACAAAAAGUCUAUUCCUUGGGCAGAAGCUGAACCUUAUUCACAGUGAAAUCAGUAAUUUAGCCGGCUUCGAAGUGGAGGCCAUUAUCAAUCCCACCAAUGCUGACAUUGACCUUAAAGAUGAUCUAGGGAACACUUUGGAGAAGAAAGGCGGGAGAGAAUUCCUGGAGGCCGUUGUUGAACUUCGCAAAAAGAAUGGGCCGUUGGACACAGCAGGAGCUGUCGUCAGUGCAGGCCAUGGCUUGCCUGCUAAGUUUGUGAUCCAUUGCAAUAGCCCCAGUUGGGGUUCAGACAAAUGUGAGGAGAUGCUGGAGAAGACAGUGAAGAACUGCUUAGCGCUAGCAGAUGAGAAGAAACUGAAAUCAAUUGCAUUUCCUUCCAUCGGAAGCGGCAGGAAUGGUUUCCCAAAACAGACUGCUGCCCAGCUCAUCCUGAAAGCCAUUUCCAGUUAUUUUGUGUCAACAAUGUCCUCUUCAAUCAAGACUGUGUACUUUGUGCUCUUUGACAGUGAGAGUAUAGGGAUCUAUGUGCAAGAAAUGGCCAAGUUAGAUGCCAACUAAGCCUAGAAAGCAAACAGUACCUGCCUUCUUGCCCCUUCCCCUCCAGUUCUUAAUUCCUCAUUGUGCGACAGAGCGGCCCUUAUUUUCAAUUUUCUCAUCUAAGGGGAAUAAAGGUGGGGCUUUUUUUGACUUUCUGAAAUGUUUUUAUGUUGGCACUGAUAGUUGGCAUUAUUGCUGUUAAUGCACUGUAUUCCAGGCAUUGUCUGAAUUUAGUGUAAUCUAGGAGAUUUUAUAGUUUUAUUUUAAUGAAUUAUGGAUUGAUGCGGAAGGUUGUUAGCAGUACAUAGUCUUUUAUUCGUGGAAGAAACCGGCAAACCCUAUUUUGUAGCUGUGUUGUGGUGCUUUUAUCAAGUGGCAUUCCUUUCUCGUUUUUUAAAGAAGAGAAAGAAAAUGAUGCUACACAUCUAAUUUGUGUUUAUGUCUUGUCCUAAUGAUGAAUUUGAGGAGAAAAGAACCUGUUACCCUUAAUUAUAUUUGCAAUUUGGGAUUUGUGUGAAUUUAUUUAGUAAAAUGUUUGAAAUGUUCUAGUUGGUGUGUUCUGAGUUAAUGGGUUGUAAACCUCUGGUAAAUAUGCACCAACAGCUUUUGGAUGUGAACUUGAAUGAACAAACAAUGCACUUGUCUUUCAAUAUAAAUAAUGGCUAAUCAAGUUCUCAUUGAUUCAGUUCUUAUGUGCAAAUGUGCAAAAACAUUUACACAGUUAUUCUGCAUUAAUUUUCAAUAGUAUACGGCACUUGUUCCAAAGGCUUUACUUUGUUUGGGUGGUCAGACAUUUUUGAGGUCUGACGUCACUGUUUUCCUUGCUGCAUUCCUGACUUCAGUUAUGCUUACAGUAAGGUCCACUGCAAUCACACAUGCAGCUGAUAGCAGGACAAUGUUAGGCUGGAAGUCCAUUAUUCAGAAAAAAAUUGCACACCAAAAUUUUAGCCAAUGGAUGCUGUUUGGUGGGGUUUUUUGCUCAUCAUACGCUUGUACUGGAAUGUUGUACAGUUUGAAAAGUCCGAGAAGGUAAUCAUUACCUUUUGUUUAUAAUAAUUUAAGCACAGAAUUUAAGAGUAAUUUAAGAAUUAAGAGCAUAAGAACUUCCCUGCCGGAUCAGACAAAUGGUGUAUUUAAUUGUGGGUUGAGGAACUUGCAGACCUCCACAUAUCGUUGGACUCUAGCUCUCAUUGUUCUUGACCACUAGACAUACUAGGUGCGGCUGAUGGAAGUUGGGAGUCCAACAACAUCUGGAGCCCCGCAGGUUCCCCAAACUUGACUAGUCCAACAUACUGCUUCCAUCAAUGGCCAACCAAAUGCUUCUGAAAAGCCUACAGCAGAGUUGAUGAAUUGGCUGUAGAGAACAGAUAAGAAUAUAAGAACUGACCUGCAGGAUCAAACCAAAGGUCCUCCAUCUAGUCCCGUAUUCAGCCUCCAAUUCCAACGGUAGCCAGUUGCGUCACAGAAGCUCUCAAGCAAGGCACAAUAGGAAGAGCCAUGCCCUGUUAUUUCCCCUCCCAGCAUCUGGUAAUUAGAGGCAUAAAGAAUAAAACUGUGAUGUGAAGCUG